AUGGAAAAGCUUGAAUCGCCCAAAGCGGCCAACGCGCAGAUCAAUGGGCAGAAUACAGCCUAUACUACGCCGCCGAAUGGUGGUCUCCAAGCAUGGCUGCAGGUGACAGGCUCGUUCUUCCUAUUCUUCAACUCAUGGGGAACGGUCAACACAUACGGUGCCUUCCAAGCCUACUAUGAACUCGGCCUGCUUAAGGACCAGUCCAGCUCAGACAUCUCCUGGAUUGGUGCCAUCCAAGCUUUUCUUCUCCUCCUAAUAGGAGUCAUUACCGGCCCCCUAUACGACUCAGGAUACUUUUACGUUCUCAUCCUCACCGGCUCCGCCCUCGUCGUAGUCGGAUUCAUGACACUCAGCGCCUGCACCUCAUACUGGCAAGUCCUCCUCGCUCAAGCGUUCUGUAUCGGACUCGGGAACGGAUGUCUCUAUAUUCCGUCUGUAGCCAUGAUUCCACAAUACUUCUCCUCGCGGCGUCCAAUUGCCACAGCCCUAGCCGCGUCGGGAAGCAGCCUCGGAGGUGUUCUCUAUCCUCUAAUAUUCCGUCAACUCCAGCCUCGCAUCGGCUUUGGUUGGGCCACACGAACCAUCGGGUUUAUAGCUCUCGCAACGACUGCCUUUUCCCUGUCUGUCAUGCGCGUGCACCAAACCCCCAAGACCAGACGCGUCUUGACCGAAUUCUCUGCCUUCAAAGAGAUUCCUUACUCCUUAUUCUGUGUGGCUAUGUUCUUCGGUUACAUUGGCUUCUUCAACCCUAUCUUCUACAUCGAAGCUUACGCCAUUAAAGAGCAUGUUAUAGGCGAGCCCCUCGCUUUCUAUCUUGUCUCAAUCCUCAAUGCUGCAUCCGUUCCGGGGCGAAUCGUUCCAGGGUUACUAGCCCUGAGACUCGGCCCAUUGAACAUACUUCUGGGAAGUGCUAUCAUCAGUGGCGUGUUGUCGCUAUUCUGGAUUGCUAUCACGGACCCCGGCGGCUUAAUUGCAUUCGCAGUCCUCUAUGGAUUUUUCUCCGGGGCUUUUGUUGCACUUCCCGCUGUGGCUUUGACCUCCCUCACUCCGAACCUUGAAACCUUGGGAACGAGACUGGGUGCCAUUCUGGAUAAUACGGGGUCGUAUCUGGGUGUCCAGCUAUAUUCAGGGCUUAGUAUUGGAGCUACGGGUGUGCUGCUGCUUUUUGCAAAAAUGUCGAAAAAGGACUGA
Aspergillus tubingensis is the source of this 1191-nucleotide messenger RNA. Its product is annotated as putative MFS monocarboxylate transporter. The record is from RefSeq and is a predicted model, not a curated record. Gene Ontology annotation, cellular component: fungal-type vacuole membrane. NCBI's taxonomy places the organism in Eukaryota, Fungi, Ascomycota, Eurotiomycetes, Eurotiales, Aspergillaceae. The coding region runs from base 1 to 1191 and encodes 396 amino acids. Gene Ontology annotation, molecular function: transmembrane transporter activity. The transcript has 3 exons. Gene Ontology annotation, biological process: transmembrane transport.